Molecule: messenger RNA, 2133 nt
Organism: Daphnia carinata
Lineage: Eukaryota; Metazoa; Arthropoda; Branchiopoda; Diplostraca; Daphniidae
Gene: Hgsnat
Product: heparan-alpha-glucosaminide N-acetyltransferase-like
Exons: 10
Coding region: 304-2094 (596 amino acids)
Source: RefSeq, a predicted model, not a curated record
UUGGUCGACAUCGCUCGGAAAGAGACGCCUUUGCACUUUGGCGUCAAACUCUGUUUUGAAAUCCCGCACAAAUGUGAUAAAAAACAAAAAACAAAAUAACAAACAAAGCGAAGACACCCCUUAAAAAAAAUAGAACGCAAAAAAAGUUCAGUAAGCUUAUGGGUUGUGACUAGGUUUGUGAUUCGUCGGCAUUAGUUAAUGGUUGAAACAGUUCAUCGCUCAUCUUAUUAAUUUCCGCGAAAAACAUCGUUCUGUGAUCGAAACUUCUGCGCUUCGUUUCAAACUUCGCCACGUAACCAAGAAAUGGCAAAAUUAUUUGAAGACCCUGGUGUGGACGAGUUCCGCGGAUUGGACAUGCGAAAUUUGGGUAUCGACGAAGCCUGGAUGGUUGUGACGUCACAGUUAACCAACCCGUCUUGGCUCUACGUCCUUUCCGAUGACUGCGAUCAAUGCGCUUUCAAAUUGCUGGCUAGCAUCGGUGCGGAAGCCAAUAACAGUCUCGAAAUGAGCACCAAGCACGGAUGGACGUUGCGCUUCAGAAAUGAUAACGAUUCAACCCACGUCCCUCGGUCCACAGACAGCAAUAAUACCCUGUGCCAACUGCACGUUACAAUGGGAGAAUUCGGAGUCUAUGACGUUCAGAUCAACCCGUCGGAGGGUGAUCGUGCCAACUGCAGUUUCUCUACGGCCAAAGAACCAGUUAACAUUUAUGCUCCUUUAUUGGCCUGCUUUCUCUUCUACGUUGUACUGGCCUUCUUGUGGAUUGGAUUAAAAAAAGCUUUGCGAAAAGGCUAUUUCGAUGGAUGUCUCUACGCUCUCAAGCUGAAAAAGAGGCCAAAUGUGAACGCUGAUGAAUCGGUCACGUGCAAACAAACCGAAGAUGACAAGACGAAGAAAAAGAGCUCUCGACUCAAAUCGCUAGACACAUUUCGUGGAAUCAGUAUUGUCGUCAUGAUAUUCGUCAACGACGGCGCUGGCCAAUAUUUCUUCUUCGAGCACGCAACUUGGAAUGGACUUCAAGUGGCCGAUCUCGUCUUUCCUUGGUUUAUGUGGAUCAUGGGUGUGUGCAUGCCGAUCUCGCUGAGAUCCUCGCUACGCCGCAAAGAAACCAAACUGGCCAUAUUUGCAGGCAUUUUACGUCGUUCGUGCAUGCUCUUCCUACUCGGACUAAUCAACAACUCGCUCGGCGGACAUAUCGAGCUCAGCCAAUUGAGAAUUCCGGGCGUACUCCAGCGCUUCGCCAUCACUUACUUAGUUGUUGGCAUGGCCGGCCUUUUCUUUACGCCCGCCGAUCUCGCGGCUCCUUAUCAAUCAAGUAAAACUCGGAAAAUGUUGCAAGAUAUCAUCGUCCUGUGGCCGCAGUGGAUUUUCUUUUUGCUGCUGGUUGCCGGCCAUUGUUUCAUCACAUUUUUCAUUCCCAUCGAAGAGGAAUGUCCUGUCGGUUACCUGGGUCCCGCUGGACUGCAUUUAGAUAACAAAUAUCCAGGCCAGUGCAUCGGAGGAGCGGCAGGCUACAUCGAUCGAUUGAUCCUUACAGUUCAACACAUCUACAACUGGCCCACAACCAGGCAGGUCUACGAAUCCGGGCCUUACGAUCCAGAGGGAAUUUUGGGCUCGAUGUUGUGUACGUUCCAGGUGUUUUUGGGGGCGCAAGCCGGCGUGACUCUCCUAGUAUUUAGCGAUUGGAAAUCACGAAUCGCUCGUUGGUUGUCGUGGUCCGUUUUGACCGGCACUAUUGGCACCGUCCUCUGUUUGGCAUCACAGAAUGACGGCUGGAUCCCCGUUAACAAAAAUCUAUGGUCAUUGUCCUACGUCAUGGUAACGACUUGUUUCGCCUUCUUCCUCUUGAGUGUUUGUUACUACCUCAUCGACAUCCGAAAAUGGUGGACUGGGGCUCCUUUCUUUUAUCCCGGCAUGAACGGCAUUCUGAUGUACCUGGGUCAUCAAGUAACCUACAACCUUUUCCCGUGGCACUGGCAAUCUGGGCCGAUGAACACGCAUUUUGAACGUUUGGUAGAAACCCUUUGGGGAGUUUCUCUUUGGGUUGCCAUCGCCACUUGGCUGUAUCACAAAAAGUUCUUCUUAGCUCUUUAAAACAUAAAUAUCGGGAGUUUAUAAACGUACUAUUUACAA